GAGGAGGACGACAAGGCGAGGAGGAGCCGCGCCGCGCCCAGCGCCCGGCUCCCGGCUCCGCGCGGCGGGCUGCCCCCGCUCCCGGUAUCGCGGAUCCAGAUUUUUGAAAGCGGCUUAAAUCUAAUUGGCUCCCCCAGGAUCUCAGCUCCUGCUACAUUGGUGCAUUCCUUUUUUUGAGAGGCAUCUGGAGAGACUAAAUGGCCACUGCUCGUUGGCAUACAGGGUCCUUUGCAGCCAGCAUGAUAUCAUCUCUAUAAGACAUGGAGGAGAGAGAGCUCACCAUGCUCAGGGUUUAGGGCAUGCUGUGCGUAGCGACAGCCGUUCCAGCCGGCAGCCCGCCCCACCUGUGACCUGUGGCCUCUUCUGGGAACUGUCCUCAGGAGCUGACCGUGUCCAGUGUUUCCCAGGUUCCUCGCACCAAGAAGCACGUGGCAUGUCAAAGCCACACUGUCUUCCAUGGGACUCCCUUUGUGAACAGCUUCCAUUUAAAAGACUUUUGUGAGUGCAUUAUUUCAACCAAGUCCUCAGAGAACAUAUUUGUCUUCUGAUCCUCCGGAGGUCUUAAGGAAGCUACUAGAGAAUGUGCUCUACAAAAAUGAGGAUGUAAACCAAGAAAGAGGAAACCAUGGGAUCCAGGAAACGGGGGACCCAACACAGGCGAGAGGCGCAGGGAUUUCGCAAGAUGGUGUUAAAAAGAAGCCCCAGGACAACAGAAUCCGAUGACCUCCGUGGGGAACCUGCACUCAGCCAUCAGAGCGCACCUGCCCCCAAGGAUGCUCAUAGUUCAGUCGUAGAUGCAGGUGGCGUGGAAAGCAUCAGCCGGUGUCCCCAGCAGCUUCCUCAGAUGAUGGCUGCAGCAGCUGAUGGUUUGGGGAGUAUAGCGAUAGACACAACCCAGCUCAACAUGUCCGUGACCGAUCCCACAGCCUGGGCCACCGCCAUGAAUAACUUGGGCAUGGUUCCCGUGGGGUUGCCUGGACAGCAGCUUGUGUCUGACUCAAUCUGUGUACCAGGCUUUGAUCCAGGCCUCAACAUGAUGACUGGGAUCACCCCCAUUAACCCGAUGAUUCCAGGCCUGGGGCUGGUACCACCGCCACCACCAACAGAAGUGGCUGUCGUCAAAGAAAUAAUCCACUGCAAAAGUUGUACUCUUUUCCCUCAAAAUCCAAAUCUUCCACCUCCUUCCACAAGAGAACGACCUCCUGGGUGUAAGACCGUGUUUGUCGGGGGAUUACCAGAAAACGCUACUGAGGAAAUUAUUCAAGAAGUCUUUGAGCAGUGCGGUGAUAUUACAGCGAUUCGGAAAAGCAAGAAGAAUUUCUGUCACAUUCGCUUUGCAGAGGAAUUCAUGGUUGAUAAAGCCAUUUACCUUUCCGGUUACCGGAUGCGAUUAGGGUCUAGCACGGACAAGAAGGACUCGGGCCGCCUCCACGUGGACUUCGCCCAGGCCAGGGACGACUUCUACGAAUGGGAAUGCAAGCAGAGGAUGCGCGCGCGCGAGGAGCGGCACCGGCGCAAGCUGGAGGAGGACCGGCUGCGGCCGCCCUCGCCGCCCGCGAUCAUGCACUACUCAGAGCACGAGGCCGCCCUGCUGGCCGACAAGCUGAAAGAUGAUAGCAAGUUUUCAGAGGCUAUCACAGUGCUACUCUCCUGGAUUGAGCGAGGGGAAGUUAACCGGCGUUCUGCCAACCAGUUCUAUUCCAUGGUGCAGUCAGCCAAUAGCCACGUCCGCCGGCUGAUGAACGAAAAAGCCACCCAUGAGCAGGAGAUGGAAGAAGCCAAGGAGAAUUUUAAAAAUGCCUUAACUGGAAUCCUUACCCAAUUUGAGCAGAUUGUGGCCGUUUUCAACGCUUCUACCAGACAAAAAGCUUGGGACCAUUUCUCGAAAGCUCAGCGCAAGAACAUAGACAUUUGGCGAAAGCAUUCUGAGGAGCUCCGGAACGCUCAAAGCGAGCAGCUUAUGGGUAUCCGCCGCGAAGAAGAAAUGGAAAUGUCAGAUGAUGAGAAUUGUGACAGUCCGACUAAAAAAAUGAGAGUCGAUGAAUCAGCCCUGGCUGCUCAGGCCUAUGCUCUGAAAGAGGAGAACGACAGUCUGCGCUGGCAGCUGGACGCCUACAGGAACGAAGUGGAGCUGCUGAAACAGGAGAAAGAGCAGCUUUUCCGAACGGAGGACAACGUCACUAAGGACCAGCAGCUCCAGUUCCUGCAACAGACCAUGCAGGGCAUGCAGCAGCAACUGCUGACCAUCCAGGAGGAGUUAAACAACAAGAAGUCGGAAUUGGAACAAGCAAAGGAAGAGCAGUCGCACACGCAAGCAUUACUUAAAGUCCUCCAGGAACAAUUAAAAGGUACCAAGGAAUUGGUCGAGACCAACGGCCACAGCCAUGAGGACACAAAUGAAAUCAACGUGUUGACAGUCGCGUUGGUCAACCAAGACCGAGAGAACAACAUGGAAAAAAGAAGCCAAGGCUUAAAAUCAGAGAAAGAAGCUUUGCUAAUCGGCAUCAUAUCAACGUUUCUUCAUGUCCAUCCUUUUGGAGCCAAUAUAGAGUAUCUUUGGUCAUACAUGCAGCAGCUUGACUCCAAGAAGUUUGCUGCGCGGUGUCUGUGUGCUGAUGCCAUGCAGCGCCCAGGGAUAUGAAGAAUGAACAGGAUUUAAAUGUGCACGAAAAGCCAGCCGUCAGUUUAUCCUAUGGGAGGAAAUCUGGUUUUGCAAUUGGCUUCUCUGACUCUGCAGCCUUGACAAAGCCUAUGCCAGUGUCUUUUCAGCGCCUCAAACAAGAACUCCUCAUCACUCGGCUUCCCUGGCCUGACUGAUAUGGGACACGGAGCCAGCCAGCCCCAUAAUAAAACUGAUUUAGGUCUGCUUGUGUCAAUUUAUAUACACGCUCAGAGGCCUGGCAAAGAGGCGGUGGGCUUGGGCUGGAGUCAGCAAAUCAGAAAAUAAAUCAAGCAGAUAUUACAAAUUACCUCUGCAGUGUUACCACCACACAAGCCCCUUGGUUACACAGAGUCUUUACUCCUUCUCAUAUUUUCUGUUCUUUUUUUUUUUUUUAAUUAGAACAAAUCAAUCCUUUCUAAAAGAAUAGAUGUCAGACUUCGAAAUUUUUAAGCAGAACAGAGGGGAAGGGGAUCCACUGACAAUACCAAAGGUUGAAAAGACGCAGACCACCAAUUUCCUGGAACAAAAACAAGCUGAGUAAAAGGUUGAUAAAAGCAUCAUGUCUAUGACGAUCCUGCCCACUUUCCAGGGCACCAAAUACGUGGUGUAUGUGUAAAUGGGGCACAGCAUGUCCCUACCCUCUAUGGCGGGGCCACACAGAAGUCUGUUAACCACGUGUAUUUGAUUCUGCUCCCAGCACCCACGAGAAGACCGCAGUGCUGUGAAAGCAGGGCUGGAUUGGGCGUCGCGAGCCCUGCACCACGUUUCAGCCCCUCUGCUCAUCAGCAGGGCAAGCACACCCUCCCUGGCCCCCCGUGGGCUCCCUCUAGGACAAAAGGGCACAGAGAAAGAAGCCCCGACCUCGGAAUGGAUUUGGGGGAGGGAACCCUGUGCAACUGAUGAGGGGGCAGGUGCAUUUCACUCUGAGCUCGGCCAGUGAGGUUUUUCUGCUCUGUUUUAUGUGAUGACCCCACGACUGCGUCCUCAAACCCAAGAAAUUAUCAGCAUGAGAUAUUACAAAGGCAAAAUUAUGAGAGCGGACAAGCUAUGUAGGAGGAGGAGAAAACAAUUAAAGUAAAUGAAAAUAUCUAAUGUAAAAAUUCUUUGGCCAUAGGGUAAAAAAAAAAAGAGGACCAAUUGAAUUCUCUCUUUGUCUUGAAAAUCCCAAAGUGUGAUAUAUCAUAAAAGUUAUUUUGUCAGGGUAGAGGAAGGUUUAAAAGCCGUCAGACUAACUUGAAAGCAGUUUCUCUUUGAUCUUUCUUCUGGCAUGAAAUAGAAAACGUCUUAAAGAAAUGCUCUACAAUUUAUCUGAGAGCCUCAUUAAAUGGAUAUUUUAGGUAGGGGUUCAUCUGAGGUGGUGGGUUCUGUGGUUGUGACACAUCCCUGUCCACAUGAUUUACAUCUUUACGGCAGGGUCGGGCAGUUCCCUUCCACUACCUACAGUAACUUAGCAUUAACGACUCAUUUCCAUUACAUUGACUUCCAGCUCUGUCAAAAUCUAAGGAAUUGGUCAUCCAAACUAAGUCACCCUAAGAAUCUCAAAUCCCAGUGUCGCUAAUUUACUUGUGUGACCGUGGGCAAUUUAUUUAACAGCUUGGUGCCUCAGUUUUACCCUCAACUAAAAUGGGUUUUUACGGAUUACCAUUGUGUAUUGAGUGACUUAAUAUAUGAAAAGAACUCAAUGGGUAUUGAAGAGGCCAUCUUUUGGGAUGAGCACUGAGUGUUGUAUGGAAACUAAUUUGACAGUAAAUUUCAUAUAUUAAAAAGAAAAAAAA
This is a messenger RNA of Leopardus geoffroyi (Geoffroy's cat), 4437 nucleotides long. RefSeq names its product ecto-NOX disulfide-thiol exchanger 1 (gene ENOX1). The record is from RefSeq and is a predicted model, not a curated record. The coding region runs from base 626 to 2641 and encodes 671 amino acids. Gene Ontology annotation, cellular component: external side of plasma membrane; plasma membrane. Gene Ontology annotation, biological process: ultradian rhythm. The transcript has 20 exons. NCBI's taxonomy places the organism in Eukaryota, Metazoa, Chordata, Mammalia, Carnivora, Felidae. Gene Ontology annotation, molecular function: RNA binding; protein-disulfide reductase activity.